ACCACGAAGUUUCCCGCCCCCCCCCCCCCGAGUUUCACUCCGUCUACGAAGAAGAAAACCGAUCCUCGGCGACGGCGAUUAUUGACCCCUGUCGAUAUGACGUCACUGACGAUGAUCGCCCGGGUAACGGACGGACUUCCGCUCGCGGCGUCCGUACAGGAGGACGAGAAGUCCGGCAGAGACCUCCAGCAUUACCAGAGCCAAGCCAAGCAGCUAUGCCGUAAACUGAACGCUCAAAGUCCGGACCGCUGCACGCUGGAGGCCGGGGACAUGAGCUUCCACUACCUAAUAGCACAGGAUGUGUGUUACCUGUUCCUCUGCGAGGCUUCAUUUGCCAAGAAGCUGGCCUUUGCGUACCUCGAUGACCUCCGCGGGGAAUUCAAUGACCGCUACGGGAGGAGAGUGGCCGCGGUGACACGGCCCUACUCGUUCAUCGAGUUUGAUACAUACAUCCAGAAGACAAAGAAAUCCUUCGUUGACAGCAGGGCCAGGAGGAACUUCGGCAGCAUCAACACAGAGCUGCAGGAUGUGCAGAGGAUCAUGGUGGCAAACAUCGAGGAGGUUCUGCAAAGAGGAGAAUCGCUCUCUGCUCUUGACACAAAAGCCAGCAAUCUGACCAGCCUGUCCAAGAAGUACCGCAGCGAUGCCAAAUAUCUCAAUACCCGCUCCACGUAUGCCAAAGUGGCUGCGGUGUCAGUGUUCUUCAUCACACUCAUCAUCUACGUGCGCUUCUGGUGGCUCUAAUGGACCGUCAAGCACUUUGAGGGUCCUUCACUGUGAAAGGCCACUUAGACAGAUCCGGCUACAUGUUGUUGUACCAAGGUGCCUUAAAGGGACCGCAUAGUUCUCUAUUGGAAGGUUGAAAUAAUUUCUAUGCUUUAUCCAGCAUCCGUAUAGAGUAUAAGCUGAGCCAUGGGGUGUGGAAUAGGACAUUACUCUGUGUAGGAGCAAAUUCUUUGUGGCAAGUUUGUUUACUGCAUUAUUUAAAGCAGGGUGUUCAUUAAUCAAACUGGAAUUAAGGGCUUGUGUCAGUUUCGGCAUUGAGAAGAAACCAUGUAUGAAUAUGCACAUGUUUUGUGGGAAGUUGUAAUACUGUGAUAAAAGAAUGUUUAUUGAACAAAGUUUACAUUAUAAGUCUUUCAAAGAAUUAAAUAUUUACCAACUUGUAUUUUA
Molecule: messenger RNA, 1173 nt
Organism: Pungitius pungitius (ninespine stickleback)
Lineage: Eukaryota; Metazoa; Chordata; Actinopteri; Perciformes; Gasterosteidae
Gene: sec22ba
Product: SEC22 homolog B, vesicle trafficking protein a
Exons: 5
Coding region: 97-744 (215 amino acids)
Biological process (GO): retrograde vesicle-mediated transport, Golgi to endoplasmic reticulum; vesicle fusion with Golgi apparatus; endoplasmic reticulum to Golgi vesicle-mediated transport
Cellular component (GO): endoplasmic reticulum-Golgi intermediate compartment; endoplasmic reticulum membrane; ER to Golgi transport vesicle membrane
Molecular function (GO): SNAP receptor activity
Source: RefSeq, a predicted model, not a curated record